UUUUGUAAAAAAUAAUAAAAACAAUAUUUUAAUCAUUGAAUUGACGGCUAAUUGAAAGACAUCUUCAGUGAAACGAUGGAAAACAAUGGCAACGCCGCAGACAUUGUCUCCGAAAGCGAUUCAAUGGACGACAACAACCAAAUGGACACAAAUAGCUCUCAAAAUGAAACUGCAGACGAGCCCGAAGUGUCUUUGGAUUUGGAAGCGCUAGAGAUUGAGUUGAAUCACUCGAAGAUUCAGUCGAUGGAUAUGUUGAGUGUAUUGACGAGAACCGAGUGUUUGGGUCUCAGAAAUAAUGUGAUUAAGAAGAUCGAGGGUUUGAACCAAUUGGUGACUCUUCGGGAACUCGAGUUAUAUGACAAUCAAAUCACUAAAAUCGAGAAUUUGGACGCUUUGGUCAACUUAGAAGUUCUUGAUCUGUCGUUCAAUCGGAUCCGCAAAAUCGAGAAUUUGGAGAAUUUAGUGAAUUUGAAAAAAUUGUUUUUAAUUAAUAACAAGAUCUCGAAAAUAGAGAAUGUGUCAGAACUGGUAAAUCUGGAACUCUUGGAGUUGGGAUCCAAUAGGAUUCGUGUGAUCGAGAACUUAGACAAUUUGGUUAAUCUGAAGAGUCUUUUCGUGGGAAAGAAUAAGAUAACAAAAUUGGAUAAUUUAUAUCCGUUGAAGAAUUUAGAGCUCUUAAGCAUUCAAAGCAACCGAAUCAUCAAAAUAGAGGGUUUGGAUCAGAACCACAACUUGGAUCAGCUCUAUAUCAGCAAUAAUGGCAUUUCAGUCAUCGAAGGUCUCGAGCAAAACAAAAAGCUUCAGACAUUGGAUAUAGCGGUGAAUCGGUUGAAGAAAUUGCAAAACAUUGAACAUUUGGCUCAAUUGGAAGAGUUGUGGUGUAAUGACAACGGCGUCGACGACUGGAAAGACUUGGAACUAUUGAAAGAGUUGCCAAACUUGCGGACCGUUUACUUUGAACGCAAUCCCAUCGCUAGUCACCAAAUGUACAGAAAGAAAAUUAUGUUAAUUUCGCCACAAAUCACACAAAUUGACGCAACGAUGUGUCGCUCGUAA
Medioppia subpectinata is the source of this 1056-nucleotide messenger RNA. Lineage: Eukaryota; Metazoa; Arthropoda; Arachnida; Sarcoptiformes; Oppiidae. The record is from the annotation of a GenBank genome assembly.